This is a messenger RNA of Antechinus flavipes (yellow-footed antechinus), 9065 nucleotides long. It is a transcript of the gene ALS2, whose product is annotated as alsin Rho guanine nucleotide exchange factor ALS2. Gene Ontology annotation, molecular function: guanyl-nucleotide exchange factor activity. The coding region runs from base 2756 to 7735 and encodes 1659 amino acids. The record is from RefSeq and is a predicted model, not a curated record. The transcript is spliced from 33 exons. NCBI's taxonomy places the organism in Eukaryota, Metazoa, Chordata, Mammalia, Dasyuromorphia, Dasyuridae.
AAAGAAUUCUCAAUUCAAAUUCAAUAAGCUUGAUAUAAUUAAAAGAAAAUUAAGUACUAUUUGCUGAUUUUAAAUUUAAUAGUUCAGAAAAGAAAACAUUCCAAUAGACUGGAAUCUUCAAAAGGCUUACUUCCUGGAAGAGGCAGUUUUUGAGCUGUGCUUUGAACGAUGGGUUUGGAUUGGCAGACAGCCCACAUGAAGGGGGAUAUUAAGGGAACACAGUAAAAGACUAGGAAAAGAAUGGCCUAGGCAUAAAGAAUGAGAUUAUAAAUAAAUUGGAAGAGCAUAGGAUAGUUUACCUCUCAGACCUGUGGAAGAGGGAGGAAUUUAUGACCAAAGAAGAACUAGAGAUCACUAUUGACUACAAAAUAGAAAAUUUUCAUUAUAUCAAAUUGAAAAGUUUUUGUACAAACAAAACAAAUGCAGACAAGAUUAGAAGGGAAACAAUAAACUGGGAAAACAUUUUUACAAUCAAAGGUUCUGAUAAAGGCCUCAUUUCCAAAAUAUAUAGAGAAUUGACUCUAAUUUUUAAGAAAUCAAACCAUUGGUCAAAGGAUAUGAACGGACAAUUCUCAGACGAAGAAAUUGAAACUAUUUAUAGACAUAUGAAAAUAUGCUCCAAAUCAUUAAUAAUAAAUCCAACUCUGAGAUACCACUAUACACCUGUCAGAUUGGCUAGAGUGACAGGGAAAGAUAAUGUGGAAUGUUGGAGGGGAUAUGGGAAAACAGGGACACUGAUACAUUGUUGAUGGAAUUAUGAACACAACCAGCCAUUCUGGAGAGCAAUUUGGAACUGUGCUCAAAAAGUUAUCAAACUGUGCUUACCCUUUGAUCCAGCAGUGUUUCUACUGGUCUUAUACCCCAAAGAGAUACUAAAGAAGGGAAAGGGACCUGUAUGUGCCAAAAUGUUUGUGGCAGCCCUAUUUGUAGUGGCUAGAAGCUGGAAAAUGAAUGGAUGCCCAUCAAUUGGAGAAUGGUUGAGUAAAUUGUGGUAUAUGAAUGUUAUGGAAUAUUAUUGUUCUGUAAGGAAUGCCCAGCAGGAUGAAUACAGAGAGGACUGGUGAGACUUACAUGAACUGAUGCUGAGUGAAAUGAGCAGAACCAGGAGAUCAUUAUAUACCUCAGCAAUGAUACUGUUUGAGGAUGUAUUCUGAUGGAAGUGGUUCUCUUCGAUAAAGACAGCUAAUUCAGUUUCAAUUGAUCAAGGAUGGACAGAAGCAGCUACAUCCAAAGAAAGAACACUGGGAAAUGAAUAUAAACUGCUUGCAUUUUUGUUUUUCUUCCCAGGUUAUUUAUACCUUCUGAAUCCAAUUCUCCCUGUGCAACAAGAAAACUGUUUGGUUCUGCACACAUAUAUUGUAUCUAGGAUAUACUGUAACUUAUUCAACAUGUAAAGGACUGCUUGCCAUCUGGGGGAGGGGGUGGAGGGAGGGAGGGGAAAAAUCGGAACAGAAGUGAGUGCAAGGGAUAAUGUUGUAAAAAAUUACCCUGGCAUGGGUUCUAUCAAUAAAAAGUUAUUAAAAAAAAAAAAGAUAGGUAUUAGAUGAUAAAAUUUGGAUAGAAUUAACCCCAAAAGAGAAGAGGAUAUUGAUUUAAGCUGGUAAGGGAAGAAUUUUGAAGUAAUUAAGACAUUAUUUUAUAUCUGUCAGAUUGGUUGAAGUGAUUGAAAAAGAAAACAGAAAAUGUUGGAGGAUAUAUAGAAAAAUUGGGACAGUAAUUUGUUGUUGGUAGAAUUGUGAACUGAUCCAUUUUGGGGAGCAAACUGUAAUUAUGCACAAAGAAUUAUUAAAUUGUCUAUACCCCUUGAUCCAGGAAAAAAAAAAAAAAGACUAGGAAAAGAUAGAAAGAAGAGGAAACUAAUUUGAUCGCAUAGGCCAGUAAUUUAAAUUACCUUUACCUCUUUGGCCCAAAUAGUCAAGCAUAAUAUUCUAGUAAGACAAGUUACCAUUUCAGUAUAGAAUUUGUUUAGGAAAUGUAGAGAAGAUAAAUGGGAGAAAUCAUUUUGGAAAAACAUUGUUUUUAACAAGGAAAGUGAGGAAUACAUAGAUAAAUAUUGUAUUAAAAUUGAUUAUUUAGAAAGUCUACAAUUCAAGUAACUGUUUGCUAGGUACUGUACUACUUUUCACAUAUCUUCUUGUGUUCAAAUCUAUAACUUUUAACAAUUUAAAAAAAUUUUUUUCUUGUUGGCUACUACUGAAAACACAAUAGCCCUGCUGUGUGCUCUGGUAGAAUAUUUGAAGAGCAACUCUGAUAAAAUAUGUAAUGCACAACAUAUUUAAUAUUGUAUCUUAUGUUUAUUUUGUCCUUUAAAAAAAAAAAAAGUAAAACUAAAGCAAUAAUGAAGUGCCAACCUCCUGGGAAAGCUAAAAUAGCCUAUUGUAGACUUUUUUCCCCUUCAUAGACAUUAAUUUUGACUGUUAACAGCCACUUUAUUGUGGGCAGAAGAAUCAUCUUAGCUAUUUGACUGUUGGCAGGCAAAAUAUGAAAUUAUUUAAAUUGUUUUGAUAUUCAUUUUGGUACAUGGUAUUUUGUUUUUUGCCAUGAAAACAUGUACACUUAUUAGUGGACUUCUAUUUUUCCCUACUCUGGAAUAAAAUAACUUGGCCCUCUCUCUUUUUCUGCUCUAUUCUUGCCUCAUAUAGUUGUUGCCAGUAUGUUAUACUUAUUCCAUUAUUUCCUUUUAGGUCAUUAUAGAGUGCUCUAUUUCUUUUGCCAGAAAGGAAAUGAUUUGGUGAUGGAGCAUUUCCACUGACAGAUGGACUCACAAGAGAAAAGCUCAGCAGAGGCAGAAGGAGCCAAAGAGAGAGGCUUAGUCCAUGUUUGGCAGGCAGGAUUCUGCUCUAUAACUCCCGAGAGACUGCCAGGCUGGGGAGGAAAGACUGUACUUCAAGCGGCCUUAGGAGUGAGUCAUGGAGUACUUCUAACUGAAGGUGGUGAAGUCUACAGCUUUGGGAACCUUCCCUGGAGAACAGAACCAGGAGAGAUCUGUCCAAAGAGUCCUCUUCUGGAAAAUGCUUUGGGUGGACAACAUGUUAUCACUGUGGCAGCAGGGAGCUUCCACAGUGGAGCAGUAACAGAGAAUGGCAUGGUGUACAUGUGGGGGCAGAAUUCUGCUGGCCAGUGUGCUGUUGCCAAUCAGCACUAUGUACCAGAACCAACACCCAUCAAUAUUUCUGACUCUGAGACAAGUCCUUUGUUAUCGGUCAGGAUUUUGCAGUUGGCAUGUGGAGAGGAACACACCUUGGCACUCUCAAUAAGCAGAGAAAUAUGGGCAUGGGGUACAGGUUGUCAAUUGGGUCUUAUCACUACAACUUUCCCAGUGACAAAACCACAAAAAGUGGAGCAUCUGGCUGGACGAGUAGUACUACAAGUGGCCUGUGGUGAUUCCCACAGCUUAGCACUUGUACAGUGCCUCCCGUCACAGGAUAUAAAGCCAGUCCCAGAAAGAUGCAACCAUUGCAGCCAGCUCUUGAUUACUAUGACUGACAAAGAAGACCAUGUGAUCAUUUCUGAUAGUCAUUGUUGUCCAUUAGGUGUGGCACUCUCUGAUGCCCAAGCUGAAAGUCAUGAUUCCAUUACUCCUUCUACAGGGGAGAGCUUGGAAAACAAAACGGUUUCUGAAAGCCAGGAAGAAAAGAAGACUUUGAAAGAAAAUGGUUUGUCUGUUGCUUCUGAAGUGGAUGUUGGAAAUAUACAGCCAGUAAAUGAUGAGGCCACUCACCCUGAACAAAAGAUCACUGGAACCACAGGCAUUUCCAUUUUGGGAAAUGUGCCUUCGUUCCUUGACAACCAUGUAGAGAAAGAAUGUUUGCAGAAGUUGUCAGCUGAUUCAUUACAAGGACAUCCUGAGACAAGUGGUGAUAUAGAGGUAGCACAGCCUAUUACUGAAGAACCAAAUCCCAAUCUCCCCAGCCCACCAACCACAAGCACAUCUGCUCUAAACAGCUUAGUGGUUUCCUGUGCCUCAGCAGUUGGUGUGAGAGUAGCUGCUACAUAUGAAGCAGGAGCACUGUCUCUUAAGAAAGUAAUGAACUUUUAUAGUAUAGCUCCUUGUGAAAGUGGCCUUCAGUCAGGCAAUGCUUCCUUGGGGCCAGAAGGAUUGAAGGAUAGCCGGGAAGAGCAGGUUAAACUGGAAUCAAUGCAAGGGAAGAAGAGUUCAAGUCUUGUGGAUAUUAGAGAAGAGGAAUCUGAAGGAGUUAGCAGAAGGCUUUCUCUUCCUGGGUUAUUAUCACAAGUUUCCCCUAGGCUCCUGCGAAAAGCAGCCCGGGCAAAAACACGAACAGUGGUAUUGACACCUACAUAUAGUGGGGAAGCAGAUGCACUCCUUCCUUCUUUGAGAACUGAAGUGUGGACUUGGGGGAAAGGGAAAGAAGGACAGCUGGGACAUGGUGAUGUUUUGCCUAGGCUUCAGCCAUUAUGUGUGAAAUGUCUAGAUGGUAAAGAAGUAAUUCAUCUGGCAGCUGGUGGUCAACAUUCCCUUGCUCUUACUGCUAAAUCCCAGGUUUAUUCAUGGGGUAGUAAUACUUUUGGCCAACUUGGUCAUUCAGAGUCUCCAAGUACAGUUCCUCGUCUUGCAAAGAUAUGCAAUGAAAAUGGAAUCUGGAGUGUAGCUGCUGGUCAGGAUUAUUCCCUUUUCUUAGUAGACACAGAUGAUUUCCAGCCUGGAUUGUAUUAUAGUGGCCGGCAAGAACCUGUAGAAAAUGAUGGUCUUAAUACUUGUACUAAAACUGCAACACUGCUAGUAUCCUGUAGUAAGCUUGGAUACAUAAGCAGUGUGACAGCAGGAAAGGACAGUUGCCUAGCUUUGGUGGACAAAAAUAUUAUGGGAUAUAUUGCCAGUCUGCAUGAGUUGGCUACUACAGAAAGACGAUUCUACUCAAAACUGAGUGAGAUUAAAUCUCAGAUUCUCAGACCCCUCUUAGGUUUAGAAAACCUGGGCACUACUACCACAGUCCAACUGUUGCAGGAAGUGGCAAGCAGAUUCAGCAAGCUAUGUUACCUGAUUGGUCAGCAUGGAGCCUCACUGAGCAGCUUCCUUCAUGGGAUUAAGGAAGCCAGGAGCUUGGCCAUCUUGAAGCAUGCAAGUCUCUUCUUGGAUAGUUAUACAGAGUAUUGUACAUCUAUUACCAAUUUUGUGGUUAUGGGAGGAUUCCAGCUUCUUGCCAAGCCAGCUAUUGACUUCUUAAAUAAAAACCAGGAGUUAUUACAAGAUUUGUCAGAGGUGAAUGAUGAAAACAUCCAAUUGUUGGAAGUGCUAAACACUUUGUUCUUUUUGCCAAUCAGACGUCUUCAUAAUUAUGCACGAGUUUUACUAAAGCUUGCUACUUGUUUUGAAGUGACAUCUCCAGAGUACCAGAAACUGCAGGAUUCUAGCUCUUGUUAUGAAACUCUUGCUCUCCAUCUCGGCAGGAAAAGGAAGGAAGCCGAAUACACACUGGGCUUCUGGAAGACCUUCCCUGGGAAAAUGACGGAUUCCUUGAGGAAGCCAGAACGUAGGCUAAUCUGUGAGAGUAGUAAUCGAGCAUUAUCUCUACAACAUGCUGGUAGAUUCUCUGUGAAUUGGUUCAUUCUCUUUAAUGAUUCUUUGGUCCAUGCCCAGUUCUCCACACACCAUAUUUUCCCCUUGUCUACUCUGUGGGUGGAACCUAUUUCAGAAGAAGUUGGUAGUGUGAAUGGCUUAAAGAUAACUACACCUGAAGAACAGUUUAUUCUUGUUUCAUCAACACCACAGGAAAAAACUAAAUGGCUACGGGCUAUUAGUCAAGCUGUGGACCAAGCUCUCAGAGGUAUGUCUGAUUUUCCUCCUUAUGCAAGUGGAAGCAGUGUUCAGAGGCAAGAACCUCCUAUUUCACGAAGUGCCAGAUAUACUUUCUACAAGGACCCCCGUCUAAAGGAUGCUGUUUAUGAUGGACGAUGGCUUUCAGGGAAACCUCAUGGCAGAGGGACCUUGAAAUGGACUGAUGGAAAGAUGUAUUCUGGCAUGUUCAGAAAUGGCCUAGAAGAUGGGUAUGGAGAAUACAAAAUCCCAAAUAAAGCACUGAACAAAGAUGACCAUUAUGUAGGCUAUUGGAAAGAAGGAAAAAUGUGUGGUCAAGGAGUGUACAGCUAUGCCAGUGGAGAGGUAUAUGAAGGCUGCUUUCAAGAUAACAUGCGUCAUGGUCAUGGCCUUCUACGCAGCGGUAAACUGACUUCAUCUUCUCCCAGUAUGUUCAUUGGCCAAUGGGUAAUGGAUAAAAAGUCUGGGUAUGGUGUAUUUGAUGAUAUCACAAGGGGGGAAAAAUAUAUGGGAAUGUGGCAUGAUGAUAUGUGUCAGGGGAAUGGUGUGGUAGUUACCCAGUUUGGAUUAUACUAUGAAGGAACAUUUAACCUUAAUAAAAUGAUGGGAACUGGCAUUUUACUUUCUGAAGACGACACUGUCUACGAGGGAGAAUUUUCAGAUGAAUGGACACUUAAUGGAAAGGGAACACUGACUAUGCCAAAUGGUGAUUACAUUGAAGGUCUUUUCAAUGGAGAAUGGGGAUCUGGGAUAAAAAUUACUGGAACAUACUUCAAACCCAGUUUGUAUGAGAGUGAGAAGGACCGGCCCAAAGUUCUCAGGAAACUAGGAAACCUAGCAGUGCCUGCUGAUGAGAAAUGGAAAGCAGUAUUUGAAGAAUGCUGGCACCAGUUAGGCUGUGAGAACCCAGGCCAGGGAGAAGUCUGGAAAGCAUGGGACAACAUUGCUGUGGCUCUAACCACCAAUCGUCGCCAGCAUCGAGAUAGUCCAGAGAUAUUAAGUCGUUCACAUACCCAGACACUGGAAAGUUUGGAAUUCAUUCCACAGCAUAUUAGUGGUGCAUUCACUGUGGAGAAAUAUGAUGAGAUAAAGAAAUACUUAAUAAAGGCUUGUGACACUCCUCUGCACCCUUUAGGUCGGCUCAUAGAAACCCUAGUUGCAGUGUAUAGAAUGACUUAUGUGGGAGUGGGAGCCAAUCGACGAUUAUUGCAAGAAGCUGUGAAAGAGAUUCAGUCCUACCUUAAGCGUAUUUUCCAACUGGUCAGGUUCCUAUUCCCUGAUCUUCCUGAAGAGGGCAGCACAAUUCCUCUAUCUGCUCCACUACCCCAGGAAAGGAAAUCCUUUUGCACAGGGAAGUCUGAUUCUAGAUCAGAAUCUCCAGAACCAGGCUAUGUGGUCACAAGCUCUGGAUUAUUGCUACCUGUGCUGUUACCCCGACUCUACCCACCACUCUUUAUGUUGUAUGCCUUGGAGAAUGAUCGAGAAGAAGAUAUUUAUUGGGAGUGUGUUCUUCGACUAAACAAACAACCAGAUACCGCUCUGCUGGGCUUUCUAGGUGUGCAAAAGAAAUUUUGGCCAGUUACUUUGUCAAUCUUUGGAGACAGUAAAAAGGUUUUGCCUACUACAAAAGAUGCCUGUUUUGCUUCAGCAGUAGAAUGUCUGCAACAAAUCAGCACGACAUUUACCCCAUCAGACAAACUUAAAGUCAUUCAGCAGACUUUUGAAGAGAUAUCUCAGAAUGUCCUUGCUACACUUCAGGAAGACUUCCUGUGGUCUAUGGAUGACCUGUUUCCUGUUUUCUUAUAUGUGGUGCUACGGGCCAGGAUCAGGAAUUUAGGAUCUGAAGUACAUCUCAUUGAGGAUCUAAUGGAUCCAUAUCUCCAACAUGGGGAACAAGGAAUCAUGUUCACUACUUUGAAAGCAUGUUACUAUCAGAUCCAACGUGAAAAGCUUAACUAAAGCCCCAUGAACCUGAAAACUGGAUUAUCUCUGGAACAGUGUACUUGCAGCAACAUCUGAAGUCUUCGCCCAGAGUAGCUGAGAAAAUCACAAAAGUUAGAAAGGACAUUGUUAUCCUGGUUAUCACCUCUGAGCUCUGUUGAACCCUUGGGAAGGGAGUACAGGAGGGAUAGAAGCUGUGAUUGUGAAUUGGUAGAAAUUUUUAAAAAUCAAAUCUGAUAUCAGGUUCCAAAAGAUCAUACAAGCUUCUGGGGUUAAAACAACAACAGAAUUCCAGUAUUACUUUUCUUAAAGUAUAAAUCUUGCUAUUAUAUUUGUGAUGGAAGAGUUGGUCUUAGGAUUGUAACUUCUCUGUAUACUUGAGAAGUUUAUGAAAACUGUGAGGUUUUGAUUUUCCUGAUUAUUUGCAGUGACUCUGAAUCCCUUCUCAAGAAUCAGAUCGUACCUUGAAACCACACUUUGCCUUCUUAAAUUCUUUUCAAUCAUGUAUUUGUGUUAUGUUUAUACUGAGAGAGAAGAGAAUUUUAGCUUGCACUUUUAACAUUUCUAAGGUUUGUCACUGGAACACACAUGCAUGAUGGGAAAGGUUCUGUGUGAUAGCUACUGUAUUCCUAUCCAUUAAUUAUGAGAAGCACGAAAAUAAGUUUCCUGUGUUUUGGAUAGAAAGAAUGGAAAUUUUGUCUUCAUUUCCUUACCAUCUUACCAGUAAUGAUGGUAUUGACUGAAAUUCAAACACUAACUGAGAUGCUGUGAAACCUCAUUUAUCCUAUAGAUGAUGGCUGCAUUCCAGAGCCUAAGAAUGAGAACUGAAGAGCUUUGGCUGCAGGCUGCUAGAACAGCGUAUAUCAUGGGACUAACAGAUGCAAACAGUGAAAGUUGCUGUCAGCAAGCUAGGGGUGUGAGACCACUUCCUCACCUACCUAGCUUCACUCCUCACAUGGACUUACAGGAAAGAAAAAUCAAACUAUUUUUACUUCUCCAAUUUCAAAAGUAUUGUGACACAAGAAUCUCAGUGUUUUGUUUUUUUAAACCUGCCGGCUCAUGGUUUAAAGUUACUGGGUUAUGGUGUACAUUGAACACUGGUGACCAUUUUGAAUUCAAUCGGUGCUUUUUUUUGUCAUGUUACUUAACACACAAAGGGCAGGAAUAGAAAAUGUCCCUCUGGUUCAUUAUGUCAUAUGCAUGGAGGAGGCUGAUCAGUUUUGGAAAAUGGAAUCAUGAUUUGUGCUUACUUUAUCAAUCAAAACAACUGUUUGUUAAAAUACUGUUUGGGAAUGCUGACUGUAAUGUAGCAGCAGUUUUCUUAAUAAAACAUGUUCAUCUUUCUAAA